AUGGUGUGUCUCAGCUACAGAGGGUACUGGACAUCCCACGAUCGCCCUUCUGAAAAAGGCAUCAACCUGGACUCCGAGGCAGCACUUCGCUGGAUCACAAAGCUGCAUCGUGAGAAGCACAAAGAUGCCCAGGCAGCGCCCAUCACCAUUCUCUGGGGACAGAGCAUCGGAUGCGGGUUUGCAACAAACCUGGCAGCCAAGACGCAAGAUGGCGACACUCUAGCAAUCAAUGCCUUGGUGUUGGAGACACCGUUCACGAAUACCCGCGCAAUGCUCGAAGCACUCUAUCCGCAAAAGUGGCUGCCGUAUCGUCACCUCUGGCCGUUUCUGCGCAACCACCUCGACAGCUGGGCAAACCUGGGCUCGAUAGCCGCCAAAGCCCACAAGCCGGAGGUGUACAUAGUCGAGGCGGGUAAAGACGAACUGGUGCCCUCUGACCACGGCCGCCUUCUCUAUCAGCGGUGCAAGGACCUUCAUCUGUUUGCAGAGCUGCACACCGUCAGCGGAGCUCUCCACAACGACGUGAUGGUGCGGAGACACGGCAAACAGGCCAUUGCACAGUCUAUCGCCUCGGCCGUGUCGCGGGCGCGGCAAUCCUCGAAUGAUCAGGACGCGUUGUGUCAUCCCAUUAUCGCCAACCCUGCCUAG
Molecule: messenger RNA, 648 nt
Organism: Trichoderma reesei QM6a
Lineage: Eukaryota; Fungi; Ascomycota; Sordariomycetes; Hypocreales; Hypocreaceae
Exons: 2
Coding region: 1-648 (215 amino acids)
Cellular component (GO): membrane
Molecular function (GO): palmitoyl-(protein) hydrolase activity
Source: RefSeq, a predicted model, not a curated record